CCCUGGACGGGACCAAGACCCGGAAGGUGAAGACCAGCCACCUGCUGCGAAUCGACGAGCACGACUUCACCAUGAGGCCCGCCUUCGCAGGUCCGGCCGUCCCUGUCGGAGUGGACGUGCAGGUGGAGAGCCUGGACAGCAUCUCGGAGGUGGACAUGGACUUCACCAUGACCCUGUACCUGCGGCACUACUGGAAGGACGAGCGGCUGGCUUUCCCCAGCGCCACCAACAAGAGCAUGACCUUCGACGGCCGGCUGGUCAAGAAGAUCUGGGUGCCCGACGUCUUCUUCGUGCACUCCAAGAGGUCGUUCAUCCACGACACCACCACCGACAACAUCAUGCUGAGGGUCUUCCCGGACGGCCACGUGCUGUACAGCCUGAGGGUCACGGUCACCGCCGCCUGCAACAUGGACUUCAGCCGCUUCCCCCUGGACUCGCAGACCUGCACGCUGGAGCUGGAGAGCUAUGCCUACACUGACGAGGACCUGAUGCUGUACUGGAAGAGCGGAGACGAGUCCCUGAGCACGGACGACAGGAUCUCUCUGUCCCAGUUCCUCAUCCAGAAGUUCCACACCACGUCCAGGCUGGCCUUCUACAGCAGCACAGGCUGGUACAACCGUCUCUACAUCAACUUCACCCUGCGGCGCCACAUCUUCUUCUUCCUGCUGCAGACCUACUUCCCCGCCACGCUCAUGGUCAUGCUGUCCUGGGUGUCGUUCUGGAUCGACCGCCGGGCCGUGCCCGCCAGGGUGUCUCUGGGCAUCACCACCGUGCUCACCAUGUCCACCAUCAUCACUGGGGUCAACGCCUCCAUGCCCAGGGUGUCCUACAUCAAAGCCGUGGACAUCUACCUGUGGGUCAGCUUCGUCUUUGUCUUCCUGUCCGUCCUGGAAUACGCCGCCGUCAACUACCUGACCACCGUGAGGGACGGGAAGGAGCGCAAGCUCCGGGAGAAAGCUGCCCAGCAGGCGCAGACGCUGCCCUGCACCUGUGGCAUGUCUCACGCCAAGACCAUGAUGCUGGACGGCACGUACAGCGAGGCGGACGCCAACAGCCUGGCGGGCUACACCCGGGCCUCCAUGGCCGCCGAGGACUCCUCCGAAAAGCAGGAUCGCAUGGUGGUCCACCUGGCCCUGGACAGCGAGUCCACCGAGACCAAGAAGAAAGGCGUGCGCGGCUUCCGGAUCAUCCAGAACACCCAUGCCAUCGACACGUACUCCCGCAUGAUCUUCCCCGGAGCCUACAUCCUCUUCAACCUCAUCUACUGGUGUGUGUACUGCUGA
This is a messenger RNA of Salarias fasciatus (jewelled blenny), 1283 nucleotides long. Its product is annotated as gamma-aminobutyric acid receptor subunit rho-2-like. Gene Ontology annotation, molecular function: transmembrane signaling receptor activity; extracellular ligand-gated monoatomic ion channel activity. Gene Ontology annotation, biological process: monoatomic ion transmembrane transport. The record is from RefSeq and is a predicted model, not a curated record. The coding region runs from base 72 to 1283 and encodes 403 amino acids. NCBI's taxonomy places the organism in Eukaryota, Metazoa, Chordata, Actinopteri, Blenniiformes, Blenniidae. The transcript is spliced from 8 exons. Gene Ontology annotation, cellular component: membrane.